AUGAGCCAUGGGAGCUUGCCGACGGCGGCGGUGGCGGAUGACGACGACCACCACGAAAUAUCGCUGUCGGCGGUGGACCUUAACAUAAUCGCUUCCGUUCAAGACCGCAAGGAUGAGGCCCUUCUCGUUCUGAAGGCCGAUUUGAUGGACAAGCUCAAUAAAGAGGUUAAAUCCCUUGAUGACGAUAGCUGGAUGUUUGAUGGACCUCGAUCUCGCAUUCACCUGAUCUCCAGACCGGGUAGCAUUCGGCACAGGUGUUCAGAAAUCUUAACUCGGCCGGAUAUGGGCCCACGGAAGUAA
Striga hermonthica is the source of this 300-nucleotide messenger RNA. Lineage: Eukaryota; Viridiplantae; Streptophyta; Magnoliopsida; Lamiales; Orobanchaceae. The record is from the annotation of a GenBank genome assembly.